GUGGUGCUCACUGCUCUGUGCUGCUCUGAUGCUCACCCACAGCUGUUCAGCCUGGCUAGCCCCACAGAGAGAGAAGCAGAGAGGCCGUGUGUCUCCAAGCCUCUACAAAACAGAAUCAGAUCCUUCUCACGAGCCUCUGUGUCCACUGCUACUCCACUGACUGACACGGAGCUACACUCUACCAGCGGAGGUGCUGUGAGCGGCUGGAGGUCGUCAUGGCAACCCAGAGACAUGUACCCAGUGACAGUCUGGCUAGAACAUUCAGGUUCUGUGCCAGAAACCCUAGUGAGGUCAUCUCCACUAGACUGAGAGACAUGCUCCACACCUUCAUCCAGCACUACCAGGAACCAUGGGAAGAGAACCGCAGCCUAGACAGAGAGAGAGGAGUGAAGUUCUCCAGCCAGACAGAGGCUUUGUACUACAGGGUUCUAGAGGCUGUCAUCAAUCAGGAGAGGAAGAGGCUGGGAGCCAAAGACCUUUCAGGCAUUCUGGAGCAUGAUCUGUUCCAGCGCUCUCUAGUGGCCUGUUGUCUGGAGAUGGUCAUCUUCUCCCAUCAGCCACCAGGCAGCUUCCCCCUGGUCAUUGACAUCUUUAGCCUGGCGCCAUACGACUUCUACAAGGUGAUAGAGCUGGUGCUGCGGGCUGAGGAGGGCUUGCUGCCGGGUGUGGUCAGGCAUCUGACCCAUAUAGAGGAGCAGGUCCUGGAGAGUCUGGCCUGGAGGAGAGACUCACCACUCUGGGACCAGAUCAGAGCUGCUAAGGGACAGGGACAGCUGCCUGCAUACCAUCAGGUGAUGCUCCCCCAAUACUCAGAGGACACAGACAAGAUGGCCAAGAUCCCUCCCACCCCUUCACAAUUGACCCCAAGCCUUGUGAAUGGGAUCCAUGGAAAUGACCUGAACCCUCCGAUUACCCACCAUGAACGCUACAGCUCACCCCCUGCUGGCUCAAAGAUGGCCGCUUGCCCUACCACACCAGUCAGCCCAUCCCAGUCCUCCUCUGUCAUUGUUACUAGACAGACUGUAGUCACCAUGGCAUCAGCCACUGUCACCACCAACAAUGGCCAGUCAGUCACCAUACCGGUUCGAGGCAUUGCCAAUGACCGGGGAGGCAUCACAUUUACCCUCAGUGUUGUGGGUCAGCCCAUUCCUCCACAGCAAGUCUCCAGCACCUCUACCCAGCAGCCCCAGAACCCAGUCACACACAGACCUCAGAGUAAGGGAGGAAUCUCACUGUUCCUCCGCAAGGUCUACCACCUGGUGAGCAUGCGUCUGAGGGACAUCUGUGUUAAACUGGACAUCUGUGAGGCGCUGCGGCUGAAGAUCUGGACCUGCGUUGAACACUCCUUGGUCCACUGCACUGACCUCAUGCUAGACCGACACCUGGACCAAAUACUCAUGUGUGCCAUCUAUGUCAUGGCCAAGGUAACCAAUGUUGACAUGCCCUUCAAGCUCAUCAUGCAGUGCUACAAGACUCAGCCUCAAGCAAGGAACUGUGUAUUCAGAAGUGUUCUGAUCUCAGGGAGAAACACCAAGACCUCACAAAACUCUCCUGGAAGAUCCAACAGAAAAAACAUUGAUGUAGACCCCAGCAGUAGCUUGCUUACAUACCAGAGCCCUCCCACCCAUCCUACAGGACCCAGAGCUCCCUGUAGACAGGACCAGGGGGAGAGAAGACACCUCAUCUAUUUCUACAACACCGUCUAUGUCAAACAGAUGAAAGACUUUGCCCUGCGCUACAACUCCAGCUCUCUGACCAUAGCCGGGGUUGAAACCCCUCCCCUUUCGCCAUACCCCUGCCAGUGUAUUGGAUCCUUGCGCAGACUCCGCCCCUCAAACCACCAUUCCCUCUACAUCUCUCCCCACAAGCCCAGCACUCACUCCUCCCCCCGCACUGGGUUCCUCUACUACAUCAGCAGAAGCCCCUCAAAGCGUCUGAGAGAGAUCAAUGACAUGAUGAGGACAUUUCAGUCACGCACCAGGAAGCACUGUGCAGCCCAGCUGCAGGAGGAUGGUGAGGAGGAGGGUGGGCCGCUUGUGAAGAGACCCUGUCAGGAUAGACCGUCAGACUGGCAGAGAAAGCUCAGGGACCUCGGCCAGGACAGGGCCAGGGCCCAGAACCAGCAACAAUCCCAGACCAGGGCCAAGGCACAGCACCAAGCAACAGCACACAAUGGGACACAUUGAUGACAUCUCACUUUCUUUGACUUACCGUCAUGCUUCAUACUUCCAUCAUCAGUGUCUGUGGUCCAUAUUCUUCCAAUGAGUGUAGACCUGCAAAGAGAAUGGAUGCUGUGGAUCUACAAUGUUAGAAAGAAUUGGCAUCAUUAGCACUCAGUGAAGUUCUCUUAGCAAGCAAUGUUCAUGAUUAGAAAAGCUGAUUUGUAAUAAUAAAUAGGGUAUUGUAAUAAUCUGAGGGUAACUAGGGCUCUGUAUCAAAUAUCAUAUUAUACAUAUCAUAUACACUAUAUAUUUCAACAUUUUAGUCCUCUGUGAACCAUGUCCUAGUUACCUAAGGAAACAGUAAAGGAUUUGUGUUGGUACUGAGCACUGUGUACAGUUUGUGUUUUGGUGAGAGGGAGGAGACAAGAGAUGUCUCUCUCUGGAACAUACAGUACGUAAUUAGUUUCAAUUUUCAAGUUUAAUUUGUCACAUGCACAAGUACAGUGAAAUGCUAAACUUGCAAGCCCUACCCAACAGUGCAGUAUUCAAAAUAAAAGUAUAACUAAUUUUAAACAAAUUAAACACAGAUAUAUGACAUACUGGUGAGCCUUUUCAAAUUAUUAUACAUGUAUCUGUUAGGACCAGAUGUUAGAUAAUAUGUUUUUAUUAUUAUACAGCGUAAUGUAUUUGUUAGGACCAGAUGUUAGAUAAUAUUAUGUUUAAUUUGGACUUUCAGUUUCACAUGUUGCUUUUCUCUACCAGUGUUUAAUUUGUACUGAUCUGUGGUACAAAUCCUUUACUUCUUUGUAUUGUGAUGUUGGAUAAACAUAACUCAGUUUUUACAUCUCCUUACCCUACCGUCAACAUUACCACUACAUAGUGAGAGCCACUGUGGAAAAGAAACAUAGCUCCAUGUUGGAUAUUUUGGCACUCAGAGAC
Messenger RNA from Salvelinus namaycush (lake trout), 3101 nucleotides. Its product is annotated as retinoblastoma-like protein 2. Gene Ontology annotation, biological process: negative regulation of G1/S transition of mitotic cell cycle; regulation of transcription by RNA polymerase II; cell differentiation. Gene Ontology annotation, cellular component: transcription regulator complex; nucleus; chromatin. Gene Ontology annotation, molecular function: RNA polymerase II transcription regulatory region sequence-specific DNA binding. The coding region runs from base 216 to 2186 and encodes 656 amino acids. The record is from RefSeq and is a predicted model, not a curated record. Lineage: Eukaryota; Metazoa; Chordata; Actinopteri; Salmoniformes; Salmonidae. The transcript is spliced from 14 exons.